Molecule: messenger RNA, 863 nt
Organism: Paecilomyces variotii
Lineage: Eukaryota; Fungi; Ascomycota; Eurotiomycetes; Eurotiales; Thermoascaceae
Product: 60S ribosomal protein L27e
Exons: 4
Coding region: 252-659 (135 amino acids)
Biological process (GO): translation
Cellular component (GO): ribosome; cytosolic large ribosomal subunit
Molecular function (GO): structural constituent of ribosome
Source: RefSeq, a predicted model, not a curated record
GCCAAACCCGCCAGGUUCCGCCUUCGGAGCCUUGCCCAAUGGAGAAACUUUCGCUUUCCAGUCUGGCGUCCAGCCAUCGGUAAGCCGGCCAAUCAUCGGAGCGCACACAAAUCGUCUUGCCCUACGCCCUCCGUCCACUGCUCACAAGCGAAAAAAGACGUCGAACGCGGAGAACCACACCUGAACGACCGAACUUCCAUCGACAACCACCCCCCCGUACGACCUCGCUGCCGCCUACCGGGACUUUCACAAUGAAGUUCAUGAAAGUGGGCCGUGUGGCCAUCAUCACCCGAGGCCGCUAUGCCGGCAAGAAGGUCGUCAUCAUCCAGCCCUACGACGCUGGUUCCAAGUCGCACCCCUUCUCCUACGCUCUCGUUGCCGGUAUCGAGCGCUACCCCCUGAAGGUCACCCGCCGCAUGGGACAGAAGAAGAUUGAGAAGCGCAGCCGCAUCAAGCCCUUCAUCAAGGUCGUCAACUACAACCACCUGAUGCCCACUCGCUACACUCUCGAGCUCGAGGGCCUCAAGGGUGUUGUCACCCAGGACACCUUCAAGGAGGUCUCUCAGCGCGAGGACGCCAAGAAGACCAUCAAGAAGGCUCUGGAGGACCGAUACACCAGCGGCAAGAACAGAUGGUUCUUCACUCCUCUGCGUUUCUAAACGGGAUACUCCGGGGUUACGGGUGUUGUCGUUUUGAAGGCGCAGGGUCCGAGGUGAGGUGAAGAGGAAGCAACGAGCCCUCGAGCAUCUCCAAUUCUCGUGCAUGGCAACAAAGAUCCGGAAAAAGCGACAUGAUUAGAAAGGGAAAGGGUUUUUAUACCAUGGCUGGAGAACGGGAUUGGAGGGAUGGUGCUCGAUGGCCAC